This is a messenger RNA of Naegleria gruberi, 1874 nucleotides long. RefSeq names its product tripeptidyl peptidase. Gene Ontology annotation, biological process: proteolysis; central nervous system development. The record is from RefSeq and is a predicted model, not a curated record. Gene Ontology annotation, molecular function: tripeptidyl-peptidase activity; serine-type endopeptidase activity. Lineage: Eukaryota; Heterolobosea; Eutetramitea; Acrasida; Naegleriidae. The transcript is spliced from 8 exons. The coding region runs from base 1 to 1812 and encodes 603 amino acids.
AUGGCAAAUUCAAAGACCCACUCACCAGCCACCCUUGUGGUCUUGGUGAUGAGUUGUUUCAUGUUAAUGACAAUCGGAAUGGUCCACUCUCUCAAACUCACUUCCUCUCUCGCCGAUGAUUUAUUAUCAUCAUCAAAUUAUAUCGGGAUGGAAAAUAAUCAAGAACAUACCUCAUUGAAGGUGAUGAAGGCUCAUUAUGAGAUGAAAGGCUGGAAGAGAAUUCAUCAUCAAGAUGAUUUGAUGAGAUUAUCUGGUAGUGAAAAGAAAUCUAUUGAAGAAAAGAUUGAAAAUCAAAUGAUUCAUGUUACUUUUGCAUUGAAGAAUCAAAAUGUUGAAUUGUUGAGAAAGAAGGCAAUUGCUGUCAGUACUCCAGGACAUCCAGAUCAUGAAAAUUAUUUGACUAUGGAACAAGUUGCUCAAUAUACAAAGCCAUCUGCUGAAGAUAGACAAAAUGUCUUGCAUUAUAUUAGUACUAUUCCAGGAAGCAUUGUUUUGAAGGUUUCAAAGCAUGAAAACUUUAUUGAAUGUUUAAUGCCAGUUUCCUCCAUUAACAAGUAUUUCAAGGCUGAUAUGAAGCCAUAUAUGCAUCAAGAAAGUAAGACUGUCUUGUUGAGAUCUUUGGAACAAGGUUAUUCAUUGCCAAAGGAAAUUGCUGAUUCAGUUACUUUGAUUUCUGGCAUUGUUCGUCUUCCAAGCAUGGAAAAUAGAGUCAAGAUGACCAAGACAGCAUCUGCUCAAGAUGAUGGAUUGAUUACUCCACAAGUUAUUUGGAAGAGAUAUAACAUUACUGUUCCAACAUUUGUUAGUUCAAACAGUUCUCAGUCUGUUGCUUCAUUCUUGCAACAAUAUUAUAGUGAAAGUGAUUUGGCCUUGUUCCAAUCUACUUAUAACUUGGUUAGACAAUCACCAAUUGUUUAUGGACCAAAUGAUGAAUCCAAUCCUGGUGUUGAAGCUUCUUUGGAUAUUCAAUAUCUUAUGGGUGUUGGUUACAAGAUUAGAACUACCUUUGUCUCAACUCCUGGUGUCAGUAAUGUUACUGGACAAGAAAGAUUCUUGUACUGGGUUACUCAACAACAACAAAUGGGUGAUGCUUCUCCUUGGGUUCAUAGUGUUAGUUAUGGAGACGAUGAAUCUACUGUUACCAGAGCAUUGGCUGAUCAAUUAGAUAUUGAAUUUAUGAAAUUUGCUGCCACUGGACGUACAGUUAUGAUAGCAUCAGGUGAUAACGGAGCUCAAUGUAAUAAUCAAGGAACCAAAUUCUCUCCAACUUGGCCAAAUACAUCUCCUUGGGUUACCUCUGUUGGUGCUACAAGACCAUCAAGUGAUUAUUGGGAAAAGUCAGUUGACUGGAGUGGUGGUGGUUUUUCUUCUCUUUACUCUCGUCCACAAUAUCAAAAUGAUGCUGUCGCCAAGUACUUGAAGACUAAUAACAUUCCUCCAGCCUCAUUCUUCAAUCCAUCCGGUAGAGCUUAUCCUGAUGUCAGUGCUCUCGGUGUUGAUUAUCAAGUUUUCGUUGGUGGUUCCAUUCAAAAUGUUGCAGGUACUUCAGCAGCUUGUCCUUGUUUCGCUGGUGUUGUCAGUUUGCUUAAUGAUGCUCGUUUCAAAGCUGGUAAGAAACCACUCGGAUUCCUUAAUAUCUUCCUCUACACUCAAAUUCCACAAAAUCCAAAGGCCUUCUUUGAUAUCACUCAAGGUUAUAAUAGUGCUAGUCCUUGUCCUUAUGGUUUCCCAGCUACUAGUGGAUAUGAUGCCAUUUCAGGUUGGGGUGUUCCUAAUUUCCCAGUUUUGAGAGAUCUUGCCUUGAAGAAAUAAUUUGACAGAUCUAUGAAUGUUUAAGUUUCCAAUAAACUAUUGGAAAAUGUUUUACUGUAAAA